Molecule: messenger RNA, 1224 nt
Organism: Calypte anna (Anna's hummingbird)
Lineage: Eukaryota; Metazoa; Chordata; Aves; Apodiformes; Trochilidae
Product: hepatitis A virus cellular receptor 1 homolog
Exons: 8
Coding region: 114-1016 (300 amino acids)
Source: RefSeq, a predicted model, not a curated record
UGGUAGUGUUAGAGAUUAGCAGAAUAACUACAGGAAAAGCAGUCUGGGCUGGACUAAAGGAUAUUCUGGGCUGUGUCUGAAGAUGACGUACUAAGGAGUAAAACCAGAAGUUAAUGAAGAAAAGUUUUAUUGAAUGUGGUGGCCCCAAGGGUGACCAGGAGUGUUGCUGCUCAUCCUCAUAUACAAUGUCAUCUUAUUUCUCCAUGAAAUGGAUUCUUCUGCUCUUGUGUACAGGCCCCACUGUUUUGGGAUCCCAUGUGAAGGGAGAGGUUGGUCAGAAUAUCACUGUGCCAUGCUCUUACAGUGUUAAGCUUAAACAAGACAUCACAUCAAUGUGCUGGGGUUGUGGCAGCUGCCCUGUUUCUAAAUGUGAUCAGACCAUUCUCUGGACAGAUGGCUGGAAGGUGACAGAGCAGCACAACAGCAGGUAUAUGUUGAAAGGGGACCUGCUGAGGGGUGACGUGUCCCUCACGAUCCUGAAUGCCCAGGAAGCAGACAGCGGGAUUUACUGCUGCCGUGUGGAGAUCUGGGGGUGGUUCAAUGAUCAGACAAGUAAUCACAAGGUUGUCAUAGAGAAAGCUAGGAUCUCUACUGCAAGUCCUCACACUUACACCUCUGAACAGACCUCAGCUCCUGGGAGCACCAGCAAUUCAACCUUUACCAUCACAAGAACAUGGCCAUUGAUUUCUGCUUCAGAAGCUCCUCGUACUACCUCUGGUCCCUGCUCAAGCACCUCAGAUUGCUUGGAUGUAACCUCAAACCUGCAGAACAUGUCUGUAUCACUUUCCAGUCAGCAGCAUUCAGAAAACUGGCUGUACAUUGGGAGUGGUUUAUGUGGGGGACUUCUAGCCAUCCUUAUUUUGGCUCUGUUCCUCACUAGAAGAUCGUUACACAAUACGAAGAAGAUGGGUAACCCUGCAAAUUUCAUUGCAUUUUGGAGGUCAGAAGGUACAGGGAACCAUAGUGCCUUGGAAGAUGAGAUCCAUGCAGAGGAAAACAUUUAUAUAAUACACUAAGGACUAUAUGCAUGCUUGCCUUUGUCAUCGUUGGGACAUUAAAUAGUUUGCAAAAUGUUCUGUUGGCUCAGCAGCUAAACACGACUGGACUACUGAAGCAUUAUUGAUAUCAUUCUAAUACAACAAAUAAAAGCUACACUUCUAAUUAAAACUUUAUCAGCCUGUUCCAAAAACCCUACUGUCUUGAAUGGAAACUUCUCGAAUCCAC